CUGCACUUCUUUACUUGGGCUGAUACAGCAAUUCGGCUCUCUCUCUCUCUCUCUCUCUCUCUUUCUCUCUCCGCAAUGCCAUGCGCCAUGGAAGAACUGGCAUAUCGUCAGUCUCCUCUCCUCUGCUCAGAAACCCAUCAAUCCACUUGGGUAACAUCCUACUUAUCGCCUCUCUCACCAAAACCCUCUCAGAAUCCGGAACUAGAAACCUCGACCCCAACUCCAUCCCCAUAUCCGAGCCUCUGGUCACCCAAAUCCUCCGCAAACAUUCCCUCGAACCCUCAAAGAAGCUCGACUUCUUUAAUUGGUGUCGCUCUGUUAAACCAAACUUUAAACACUCGGCAGUCACUUACUCGCACAUUUUCCGGACCCUUUGUCGAUCUGGGUUCGUUGAGGAGGUCCCUAAUUUGCUGUUUGCAAUGAAGGAAGAUGGUGUUCUUGUUGAUUCUGAUACUUUUAAGUUCCUGCUCGAUGCUUUUAUUCGGUCCGGUAAGUUUGAUUCUGCCCUUCAAAUUCUUGAUUAUAUGGAAGAAUUGGGUGCUGGCUUGAAUCUUAGUGUCUAUGAUUCGGUUCUCGUGGCUUUAAUUAGAAAAGACCAAGUGGGUUUAGCUUUAUCUUUAUUUUUUAAGCUUUUAGAAGCUUGUAAUGGCAAUGGUGAUGGGAAUUCUGUUGAUAGUUCACUUCCAGGUUCCAUUGCAAUUAAUGAGUUGUUAGUUGCUCUUAGAAAAGCUGAUAUGAGAAGAGAAUUCAAACAAGUUUUUGAUAUAUUGAGGGAAAAAAGGGAGUUUGAAUUUGAUACAUGUGGUUAUAAUAUAUGCAUUCAUUCUUUUGGGUGUUGGGGUGAUUUGGGUGCUUCUUUGAGGCUCUUUAAAGAGAUGAAGGAAAAGGAAAAGAGUUCUGGGUCCUUUGGUCCAGAUUUGUGUACCUAUAACAGUCUCAUCCAAGUGCUUUGCUUGGUUGGGAAGGUUAAAGAUGCUUUAGUUGUGUGGGAGGAAUUAAAAGUGUCUGGUCAUGAGCCAGAUGCGUUUACUUACAGAAUUCUUAUUCAAGGGUGCUCGAAAUCGUACAGAAUGGAUGAUGCAACGAAGAUAUUUAAUGAAAUGCAGUAUAAUGGGUUUGCUCUGGAUACAGUUGUGUAUAAUUCUCUUCUAAAUGGAUUGUUCAAGGCCAGGAAGGUGAUGGAAGCAUGUCAGUUUUUCGAGAAAAUGGUUCAGGAUGGUGUAAGGGCCUCAUGUUGGACUUACAAUAUUCUGAUUGAUGGGUUGUUUAGGAAUGGCAGGGCUGAAGCUGCUUACACUCUGUUUUGUGAUUUAAAGAAGAAAGGGCAGUUUGUGGAUGGUAUCACUUACAGCAUUGUUAUGUUGCAACUUUGUAGAGAAGGUCAGCUUGGGGAAGCACUACAGUUGGUGGAAGAGAUGGAAGCCAGAGGUUUUAUUGUUGAUUUAGUUACUAUAACAUCACUCUUGAUAGGAUUUCAUAAACAAGGUUGGUGGGAUUGGACAGAGAGGCUAAUGAAGCAUAUUCGUGAUGGUAAUCUAGUGCCAAAUGUUCUCAAGUGGAAAGCCAAUAUGGAGGCUUCAAUGAAAACUCCACCUAAAAACAGAAAGGAUUAUACUCCUCUAUUCCCGUCCAAAGGAGAUUUUAGGGAGAUCAUGAAUUUACUUGGUUCUGCUGGCCAAGCAAUGGGCACUAAACUUGUUUCAGAAGAUUGUGAUGAAAAGGAUCAGGAGAAGUCAUCCAUUGACACUGAUCAGUGGUCAUCAUCCCCAUAUAUGGAUCAAUUAGCCAAUCAACUAAAGUCAACUGAACGUUCUUCUCAGUUGUUUUCACUGAUUAGGGGCCAAAGAGUUCAAGAAAAGGGGAUAGGUUCUUUUGAUGUUGAUAUGGUGAAUACUUUCUUAUCCAUCUUUUUAGCCAAGGGAAAACUGAGCUUAGCCUGCAAGUUGUUUGAAAUAUUCACUGAUAUGGGCGUUGAUCCUGUUAGUUACACAUACAACUCUAUUAUGAGCUCGUUUGUCAAGAAGGGCUAUUUCAAUGAGGCAUGGGCUGUCCUGAACCAAAUGGAUGAGAGGGUCUGCCCUGCGGACAUAGCAACCUAUAAUCUGAUAAUUCAAGGCCUGGGGAAGAUGGGAAGAGCAGAUAUUGCAAGCUCAGUUCUGGAUAAAUUAAUGAAGCAGGGCGGUUAUCUUGAUGUAGUUAUGUAUAACACCCUGAUCAAUGCACUGGGAAAGGCUGGUCGCGUUGAUGAAGCAAGCAAACUUUUUGAACAGAUGAGGACUAGUGGGAUAAACCCUGAUGUUAUCACAUACAACACACUUAUCGAAGUCCAUACCAAGGCAGGUCAAUUACAGGAUGCAUACAAAUUUCUAAAAACGAUGCUGGAUGCGGGCUGUUCUCCAAACCAUGUUACAGAUACCAUUUUGGAUAAUCUCGGAAAGGAAAUCGAGAAAAUGAGGCUGCAAAAGGCAUCAAUGGUGCGCACUGAUAAUGGGGAUGGAACUUGAAGAAGAGUCUUUGAGUGGAAAUCAAGAAACAAUCGACAACCGCUGAAUUGGUGGCCACAAGUAGUCACCAUGAAGCUGGGCUGUUAUCAGAACUGGUAGUAAUUUAUCAGAGUUUAGAUUCAUUUUAGUUGCAUUGCACUAAUCCAAAUGCAGAAUUUAUUUUUUAUUAGAUGAAUUACAAUUCCGAGUUUGGAUUU
Theobroma umbraticum is the source of this 2701-nucleotide messenger RNA. Its product is annotated as Tetratricopeptide repeat (TPR)-like superfamily protein. Gene Ontology annotation, molecular function: protein binding; mRNA binding. The record is from RefSeq and is a predicted model, not a curated record. Lineage: Eukaryota; Viridiplantae; Streptophyta; Magnoliopsida; Malvales; Malvaceae.